Messenger RNA from Arvicola amphibius (Eurasian water vole), 915 nucleotides. RefSeq names its product sulfotransferase 1C1. The transcript has 7 exons. Lineage: Eukaryota; Metazoa; Chordata; Mammalia; Rodentia; Cricetidae. The record is from RefSeq and is a predicted model, not a curated record. Gene Ontology annotation, cellular component: cytoplasm. Gene Ontology annotation, biological process: sulfation. Gene Ontology annotation, molecular function: sulfotransferase activity. The coding region runs from base 1 to 915 and encodes 304 amino acids.
AUGUCCUCGGAAGAAAUGAAAAACCUCCACCUGGAAGAACAGUCCCUGGAGCCAGAAACCAAAGAGGUGAAUGGGAUCCUCAUGUCCAAGAUGAUAAGUGAUAAUUGGGACAAAAUCUGGAACUUCCAAGCAAAGCCAGAUGACCUCCUCAUUGCGACCUAUGCAAAGGCAGGUACCACCUGGACACAGGAAAUUGUGGACAUGAUCCAAAAUGAUGGGGAUGUGCAAAAGUGCCAGCGUGCCAACACCUUUGACCGUCACCCUUUCCUCGAGUGGACAUUGCCUCCACCCCUCAACUCGGGUCUGGAUCUGGCUAACAAAAUGCCUUCACCUCGAACCCUGAAGACUCAUCUGCCCGUUCAGAUGCUGCCCCCUUCCUUCUGGAAAGAAAACUCAAAGAUUAUCUAUGUGGCCAGAAAUGCCAAGGACUGCCUGGUAUCUUACUACCAUUUCUCAAGAAUGAAUAAAAUGCUGCCUGACCCUGGUACAUGGGAAGAAUACGUUGAAACAUUCAAAGCUGGAAAAGUGCUGUGGGGCUCCUGGUAUGACCAUGUAAAGGGAUGGUGGGAUGUGAAAGACCAGCACCGCAUUCUCUACCUCUUCUAUGAAGACAUGAAAGAGGACCCAAAGAGAGAAAUUGAGAAGAUUGUAAAAUUCCUGGAAAGAGACAUAUCGGAGGAAGUUCUAAAUAAAAUCAUCUACCAUACCUCCUUUGAAGUAAUGAAGGAAAACCCGAUGGCCAACUAUACCACUCUACCUGCCAGCAUCAUGGACCACUCUAUCUCCCCUUUCAUGAGGAAAGGGAUGCCUGGAGACUGGAAGAACUACUUUACUGUGGCACAAAGUGAAGACUUUGAUGAAGACUACAAAAGGAAGAUGGCAGGGAGCACUAUUACUUUCCGCACAGAGAUCUGA